Molecule: messenger RNA, 9140 nt
Organism: Biomphalaria glabrata
Lineage: Eukaryota; Metazoa; Mollusca; Gastropoda; Planorbidae
Product: protein MTSS 1-like
Exons: 20
Coding region: 601-3828 (1075 amino acids)
Biological process (GO): cell projection assembly; plasma membrane organization
Cellular component (GO): actin cytoskeleton; cytoplasmic side of plasma membrane
Molecular function (GO): actin binding; phospholipid binding
Source: RefSeq, a predicted model, not a curated record
GUCGGGAAAACAUUUGCGUUCGUACACCGAAGGGAUGGCCGAGUGUUAGUAAUACUAUGACUCUAUGACGUAUGAGAAAGUCUGGCAUGUCGCUAAAAAUAGUAGUGAGGAGUGGUUUAUUUACAGGCAGCACAGAGCCUAGGCGUCUAAUUUUAUAAAUAGCUUAGUGAUAGGAGUGGAAAUAAGCUUACAUUUUCUCUCUUGACACAAGAAUGCUUCUUGGUUUAUAGUUUAAGAGUCAUUUGGGUGUGUUAAAGUGUGUAGGACUGUUGUUUCCUUUGAAAAAAAAAAUUUCCAUUAGUCUUUGAAGUUUAGACUAAGAUUCUACUUGUUACUUGUAGCUGUGUUUAUUUAAGGAAAGUCACCAUUGACACCAGUGUUAGUGUUUAAACUUGCUUUUUAUUCAAAGCUACAUCAUUGUCUCAAGCUAUGGUAACAAGCUCUAGAAUGUUUUCUGCUGAUAUACUGUGGCCUGUUUUAUCCUCAUCGUUGUCCUAGUUUUGUCAAGUGGAUUAUUUCAAAAAGUAGUUUCCGAACGUGGACCUGGAUUAAUUGUGUUGUUAUAAAUUCUUACUUGGAUAUAAGUGAUACAUACUAAACAUGGAGGAUACCAAAUCCAAUCCAGAAAAGGAUGUUGGGAUACUUGGUGGACUCUUUCAAACAGUUGUUAAUGAUUUACGAGGCAGCUCUCCAAUUUGGGAAGAUUUUACCUAUAAAUCUAUCAAACUUCAUUCAUCUUUAAAAACAACUGUGGUGACUAUCGGUGCCUUCCUAGAAGCAUUUCAGAAAGUAGCAGAUAUGGCUACCAAUUCGAAAGGUGCAACAAGAGAAAUAGGCUCAGCUCUGACACGUCUGUGUAUGCGACAUAGAAGCUUAGAAUCACAUUUGAAGCUUUUGACAAAUUCAAUCCUUGAUAACCUUGUUGCACCUUUACAAGAAAAGCUUGAGGACUGGAAGAAAGCUGUAGCGCAGCUAGAUAAAGAUCACUCUAAAGAAUACAAAAAAGCUAAACAAGAGAUCAAGAAGAGUGCAUCAGAUACAAUGAGACUGCAAAAGAAAGUCAAGAAAAGUGCAAGUCAUGGUAAGUCUGACAUGCAACACAAACUAGAGAGUGCCAUGAUGGAAGUGAAUACCAAGUACCAUCAGUUGGAGGAGACAGAGAAGAACUCUGUCAGAGCUGCGCUUAUUGAGGAAAGAUCUCGAUUUUGUUUGUUCAUCACAUGCCUGAAACCAUUUGUUGAUCACGAGCUCAAACUCCUGACAGAGAUCAGCCACAUCUCUGAAAUCAUGGAGAGUUUGUGCAUGCAGGCUAGUGAGCCGUCAGUUCUUCCUCCUUCUAGCGAGCAAGUUAUCCUAGAUCUAAAGGGCGUCGACACGGCCUCUUGGAAUUUAAAUCAGCAGCCGUCCCCACCUAGCUCCCCCUCCUCUCUGGGCUCUCGAAAAUCCAGUAUGUGUAGCAUCAACAGCAUCAACUCCAGUUCCAGUGGCUCGUCCAAGUCUCAUUCACCCAGCCACACCCUGCACAAGCGCACUGCUUCACAGCCCCCUCCUGGAGCAAUCCGCUUGACCAGUGUCAGUUCCCAGGACUCAGGCUUCACCUCCCAGGAUACACUGUUCCUGCGUCCUGUUACUCCGCAGUCACUCAGCCUGUACCAGGCUUCAUCAGGACAUGAUCAUGAGCUUGAAGGAGAUUGUGACUCCACACCAACGACUCCUUCUGACAAUACCCCUAGUGCCAGCUCAACAUGGAACAACUGGCCCAAUCUGCCAGGUGGUCCGAAGAUUGAAUCUUCCAGACCACAUACCAUUAGCACAGCUUAUGAAAAGGGGCACAGUAGACCAGCACUGAAACCAGAAAUGUUUGACCCGCCUCAAGAAGAUAUUGAAAUGAGACCCAAGAUGAACAGGUCCACAAGCCAGAAUGCUCAGAAAAGACCAUCUGCGACAAUCAGCAAGCUGCAGCCAGUUCUUCCCCCUCAUUGUCCCAAACCAAAGGGUAUCUUUGUGGCACCACCUGUGUUGCCUCCAGGUGUUCAACACAUUUAUGCCAAUAUGUCUGAGUUGUCAGAACCCCAGGCUGAGUUGUCUCCUGAUGAUGCAGAACCCACCACCCCUACAAGUGUGACAGCCCCGGGGAACAAUUUUGAGUCGUCUGCCGGGCAGCGGUUGUUAGACCUGGAGCAGGCCAUGGAGCAGAUGGAUAAGUGCACUGCCGGGCUCAAAAUUGACAUUGAGCAUGCGCCUGGCCAUCGUGAGGAAACCACUGUCCGGUCACCGGUUGAAAAUAAAGAUGGUGAAGUGGAUAUAUUUGCUGGUGUAGUGCUUGAAAUCAACAGACAACCAAAGAUUCAACAGAACACGAGCUUGGAACUGGCCAAAGCCAUUCGUGAGCUUCAGGCUAGCACCGCAGCACUGACUGCCUAUGAUGCUGAAAACUACAUGCCAGGCAGUGCCACGCAGGGAUCUGCCAAUUUCGACACAGAAAGCCGCAUCAGUAAAGUGUCAUUGCCUUGCUCUUCGGGCUAUGGUACAAUGGACAGCACUCCUGCUAGCUCAGAAGACAAAAUAGCAUCAGGAGGACAUGAAGUCAUUAGUCCUGAAAGUGAUGCCACUAUUUAUGAAGAAUUAGAUGACUGUACUCUAACAGAAGACAAAUUUGAGUCAGAAACAAAGUACAUGACCUUGCCCCGGGUCGGAGACACAGUGCUCCGUACUGGCAUUCAACCACAACGCCCGGCAUCCACCACAGGUCUUAUGUUAUCUGAUCCGAAUCAGACAAGGCCUAAUCUGGGAUCUCAGAAACCACCGCCUCCUGUCAGAAGAACAGCAUCCAUCUCUAGCGCUGCACCAAUGCAUGUACAGAAAAUGAGAGCAUCCCCAAUGAGACAACUCUCAGCAGAGGAUCAUUCCUUUGUGGGAGAAAGUGAAGGACCCUAUGCGGAGCUUCAGUACAUCCAGCAGAGUAUACACCAGCACCCUAUAGCUGACCCCAGUGUGGGUCAUGCACAAGGAGUCAUUGAAAAUCCAUACACACAUAUACCAGGUCACGCAUCUGCCAUUGUCGUACAAAGUUUGAAUGCAAAGUUCACUGUCCAGCCCCAUACUCCACAGAGCUAUGAUUUCCAAGCCAGCAUGGUGGAUGGAUCGGCUCAUAUGGCUAAGCCCCCUCCACCGGUGGUGAUGCAGAAACCAGGCAAGCCUGCUAGCAACAUACCUCCUCCCCCUUCUGCGACUGCUGCUUGGCAACAAGCUUCUUAUCCUCAGGUUGCCCAUGAUGUUCUCUAUAGUACUGCAAGACCACCAAGUAAAAGUUUACCUAAUUCAGGGCAACAUGUCAGCCAAGCCCAGAGUGGGCAUUACAACAGCCAAGCCCAGGCUGGACAUUACAACAGCCAAGUCCAUCCACAUCCUGGCCAGGGAGUAGCUCAUGGUGGCCACCAAGUCUUGCCACAUCACCCUCCCUAUGGUCACCAACAGCACAACUCUAGCACCCACAGUGGCUACCAGGCCAACCCCACUUCAGGGGCAGCUUAUUCUCAUCACCAGCAGAUGCACCCUUAUGCCAGACAAUCUCACCACCCCCAGAUGAUGGAACAACAGCACCACAAUCAGACACAGCAGCAGCAUCCUCCUCCUGAAGAUGACUUCCCGCUGCCUCCCACCAUUGAAGAGCUUCAGGAGAUGGAAAGGAUUUACAGUCGCACAUCACACCCAGCAGCAGAUCCUCUCAAGCGAGUCCAGGCUCCAAGACAGAAUGACAAUGUGCAGGCAUCUUUUCUCAUGGAACUGAAACGGAAGGUCUCAUUAGACGAUGAAUCUGCUGCAUAGUGUGUAGCCUAAACACUGUAUAGUGUAGCCCAAACACUUUAUAGUUUUUACUAGAAAGACACAGACAAAUUCACAGCUUUGAAAAUGUUUCCAAAAGAAACUAAAACUCUUGGGAAAGAUAAGUUCUUCUUUGUUCAAAUAACUCAUGUUGGACUACAACUGUCCAAAAUCUCUUUUAGAAGCUAUUAUUGUACAAUAUCUGACUCCAUCCGCCUACAAUAGUUAGUGGAUUGCUCUAGUCUUUAUUUUCUUAAUACAUUUUUUGGAUGCACCUUGGUCCCUCCUUUUGCACGCUUGGGGUAGUCAUUAUAGAUGCAUUUCUUAAUGUCAAUCUGGAGCUGGACAAUUUUUUCCUAUCUCCCAGGAUUGUUGUCAAUUCCUAAAGCAAUACUAGCGUAGCAUUUAUCUUUGUUGGAAUAUCUACACUACCUUCUUGGUUUCUAGCGUGGGGAACAAAAUGUAAUGUUUGUAUAAAUAGAUGUCACUCACUGGAUUAUUUAUUGUGUUUGUAAGUUUUGUUUGGUAUGCGUAGUCAGUAGAGCAACUGUAUAAUACAUUAUAUACAAAAUACAAAAAGUUACUUUUAUGUUUAGAGCUAUUACAAGUUGGAAAUAAAAGCUGGAUAUUCACCUGGUGAAAAAACCUUUAGCUACCUCUCAAUGGAAUGGAUACGUCCACAUCUGCUGAAUGUAGGUCUAGAGACUAAUGGGUCAAAGUCUCGGUACUUUGAAUGAAAUUUUGUAUCAAUUUUUUCCAUUCGAUAGAACACAAAGUUAUUUCACAAGUUGAAUGACUAAGAUAAUUGCGUAACUUUUUCAAAGCUGUUCCAGUGCUUGAUAUUGUAAUGUGAGUAAAAUCAGUUUCUAGAAAUCCAACUUUUUAUUUAUGAAAAAAACAAACAACUUAAAAGCAACAAAUUUUAAACUAGAAUAUAUAUCAUUAAAAUAAUUGUUUGUAUCUGCUUUUAAAACAUGUAUUCAAUGUUUUUUUGUUUUUUGUACAGUCUAUUGAACUAUAUUUUGUUAGUGCCCAGGAACCUUGCCAUCCGAUUUCUGGUCUCAAGAGUACUUAAAUCUAAACUCCUAUCAUAAAAUGAAAAAAAAAAAAAGAAUGUUUUUUUGUCAUAUUGUCAUUGACCUCAAAAAAAUGAUUGUAAAAGUACUAAGAUGAACACUGUCAUGUUCAAACUCAUUUGAUUUACUUUUGUGUAUGAUUUUGUUUUCUUGUACUCAUGGAACAUAGCAAGGCACCACUACUUGUACACGGUAACAUAGCUGGUGAAGUUAUUAACAAAACACAUUGUCAUUGUUAUACCAAUUGUUCAUUCCUGAUGUCAUCCGAAAACACUGACCAGAUGGUAGCCAUCUACAGAGUUUGUGUCUCCUACCACUUAUUGCCUGACCAUUAUAGGUCAUUCUUUGACCCUGUAACCUUCAUCCAUCUGUUGUUUUUUUUUUAAAUACAAUCUAGGCUAGUUCAACAACAUGAAACUUCAAUAGCAAACUUGAUAAAAACAUUGCAUUUUAUGUUGAGGUUUUGUAAAACUGUUGUGUUUUUAUUUUUUAUUUUUAUUUUCCAGUUGGAGGGGGUGGGGUAGGGCCAUCGCUGAGUUUGUGUGAAAACACUAACUCUCUUUGUAAACCUGUCACUUGUGUAGGUUAAUUUGAUGUCAUUAUAAAAAUGAUCUAUUUAAUGUUUUGUUUGAUAGAGAGAUUCAAACAAGCUGAUCAUGAAGUGAAGGUGGCUCAUUUCUUUAAAAAAACAAAAUCCUUGAACUCGUCCAUUGUAGAUUGUAUUUUAGUAGUGUGUAGAUUUAGAUUGGUGUCCAUAAUGUCCUGCUAAUUUCUUUGAUUGAACUGUGUGCAAUCUCUGGCUGUUGAACCUCAUUGACCUUUUUUUUUUGUUUCAUUUGAUGUGUAGAAAGUGUUAUGGUGUAGUUAUGGUUUUUAGUUUUUCAGUUUUUGAUUAUUCACUGCACUGAGUUGAUUCAGAAUGACGCUUGUCAUGAAAUGGCUGAGAUUGUGAUAGUCUGCACUUGUCAUGCUCGGCAUUCUUAGACAAAUAUUCAACAUAUGCAAACUAGUCUGUUUUUUUUUUUAAAUAUAUUUUUUUUGUUAACUUAAAAUUUAUUUAUUAUUUUUUGAUUCAGUAUGCAUCAAUGUAGAUUAGGAAUUCAUUUAGCUUGCUAAUAUCAGUGUAACUUCCAGUCACAUCGACUGAGACAAAGAGAAUAUGUCUACAUAGUGUCUGCUUCGGUUUGGUUGAGGUCACUUGUUUGUUUGUUAAGAGAAUUCAACGAAAGCUUGUAUUUAGUGUCCCACACACACAGAAGAUAAUUAUCUGAAAUAAUACAGACGUUACUUCAAAAAUGAAAAUAAUCAUGUCCUACACAUUGCACUCUGGGGUUUCUGCUUUAGUGAUAGGGCAUCAUUGUACAUGUGAUAGAUAAUACGUUCAUAUAGUGUACAUUGAUUCUUCUCUAAUGGCAAUGUUGUCUGUGACCUUGUAAGGUUCCAGUUUAUUUGUUGUUUUUUUUUUAAUUACAUUGGCUGACACAGUAAUAGUUGCUAGUCGCAAUAAGAAGUUCCAAUAUAGUCCAAGUUUUUAGAUUAUGAUUAUAUAUUGGUGUUGAUAACACCAUCUCUCAACCUGAUUUACUCUACUGCCAUGUACAGCUUCUUCAUUUAUCAUAGCCUAGAAAAUAGCAAACAUAGUCUCUACAAUAACCAUCAUAUUGCGAGUUUCAACUGAUCAAACAAGACAUGUUAACAACUGGCAUAAAAAAAUGAUUUCAUGGACACAACGUUCAGCUGCAGUGAUUAUAGGUUUUUUGUGUCAUUACGAAAAACAUGAGCAUUGAAUUCUUACUAGGCACCACACUUCAAAGUUUGAACAGAACAAUGCAGUAGAUGCCAAUACAAUGUUGACAUGACUAGCCAAACCUUGAAACAUAGUUCUCAGGGGAGUUUCCUCUACACUCAGAUACUGGCCAACACUUGACAUUUUUCAAAUCCAUGUUAACACACAUUGUGUUGUCUCCAGAAGUAGUCUCUACAAUUAAUGUGUCUUCUACAAGAACUGAGCCAAGAUUUAAAAUCAAGUAUCUAGAGAGUACAGUGUCAACUAUUUUCUGUAGUGACAUUUGGUUGUCUAGAAAGUAGAUUAUGUCAAGUUCAGAUAUAUAUUUGUUUCAAUAAAAAACACUACACCAGAUACACACAUGCCCAUGGAUUGUUCUUGUAUGAAGGCUGUAAACCUGCACUGACCUGCAUUGUAUAUAGUGUGAUCAUGUACUAAUGCUUCUUGUAUGUGUGAUAUAUUCAAGCUUUUGUUUCGUUUUCUGGAGUGGCCUCUUGAUUUUUCGUUGUACUUUAGUUUGGCUAAUGGUUUAGUGUAUUUAAUGGAUCAUUCAUCCCCUGUUACUGUCCCAGUGUCACUUGCUACUGUUGUCCAAUGUUAGCCACACAACCUCUCCCAUUGUCAACUUUCCAUUUUCCUACAUUAUUGGUGGUUAUUAUAAAAUGUUUGCCAAAACUAUUUGAUUUCAUGAUUUUGCAUAUUGUGUACUUGUUAUCAGCUAGUAAUGUUAAACUUGGUAUCUCUUAGAGCGUUGAACACUUCUGUAUUGCUGUAACACUCCCAUAUUGUAUCAGUGGAGCUAGAAUGUACAUGUCUUAACAUGGGUAAUACAGCCUUAUUAACUUCUUUCCAACAGACCUACUGACCACCUCCAUCCCAUAGUGGACAUUGACCCAACACUUCCUAUCCAUUUCAAAAGUUGUACUGCUAUGGUGAAUGCUAAUGGGGGAUAACUUUCAUCUAUUUACAAACUUUGAUAAUGAAAUUCUGAAAGUUAAAGGGGGAAAACUUUCUUUUAUUUAACAGCAUGAAUGAUGAGCACUGAUGGGGGAUAUCUUCAACCUAUUUUAUAACAUGAAUAAUUUACAUUAAUAAAUGAUAGCUAUUAUGUAAAUACAAUUGCAUAACAUGGCGAGUUUACUGAUAAAUAAAAAUGAGAUUUUUUGGGUGGUUUACUGUAGGAAAUAGAAUUCAUUUAUUUGCCAUGUGAAUCUGCGGAUAAACUUUUCAUCCAAAUUCUAUAUUUCACUCUUACAAGAUAAGAUCAUCUUAUGUCCUGUAUCACUGAAGACCUGUGAAUAUUUCAUAUGUGGCCAUGUAGGUCCAAGAAGUGCUUUCCGUAUCAGUCCUCAUUGGGGAGCUUAUCUUUAGAACAAUGUAAAAGAUUCAUUGUGAGACUAUUGAUCAAGACUUGAUGGACUCGUUUCGGAUGGUUGGACAUAUCGUGUGUUGUUGUCUGUGUGUGUACAAAUGUGUAACUUGGUCAAGUUAUUAACCCUAUCCCCCUUGUGUCUACAUUUGCACAGGAGAAAAAAAAAAGCGCACUUAUUUUAAAUGACAAUCCUCAAUCAUGUACUGCCCAGUUACUUUCUGUUCAUUAUUUUUUCUUGUCUUGAAAAAUGUUGAUUUGUAACUAGGAGGCUGUGUAUCUUAGAGAACAUUUUUAUGCUGUGCAUUGCAAGGACUCAAGACUAACACAUGUUUUAGUUUCGAAUGUCAACACAUCAGACAAUCAAGUUUUGAUCUGUAAAUAUGUCUUUUUAUCUUAACUUUUUUUAAACUAUCAAAAACAUUGUUUUAAAAAAAAAAAGUUGAUUUUUUUAUUAAACUAUGAAUCCUCUUGUCAAUGAGUUGUUCUCUAAGAAUUUUUUUUUUUUUAGUGUAUGCAAGAUCACAUUUUUAUUGACUAGGAUUGUGUAUAAGAUCAAAAUGGCCUAAAAAUCUAUCAUGAAAAACGGCUGUUAUUCAAUUUUGUAGGUAAUUGUUUUUUUUUAUACAAAGUCUGGUGAGAGCAAAGUCAAUGGUUUUGGUCUGUUAAGUUAAUGCUGAAAAACUCAGCUCUUGGUUUGACUUUGGUGACUAGUUUCUUUUAACCUUUAGGAAUGUCAUGAAUGAGUUUGCCUGGUGGUUUGAUUUCACAUUUGAUUGUACCUUGACCCACAACGUUUGCCUGGUGGUUUGAUUUCACAUGUUGAUUGUAUCUUAAUCCACAACGUGUCUCUCUCUGAGUUGAUGGAAGCCUGAUGUGCAAUGUGUACAAAGUUUUUUGAGUUUCUUUUUGUGCCUGACCACAGACUGCUAUGUACACACCAAGAGUUGGUGUCCCCUGUACAUACCUUGCAUUGAAUGGAGUGUACAUGUCAUGAUCUCUAUUUAUUGCUUUGAAAUAGGUCAUCUAUUGGAAUAGUUAACUAAACAACAACAAAAAAAUAAUAAAUUUUUGUGCAUGGCAA